GGUGUGUCUUGCAGGUUCUGGAUGAGUUGCUGAAAGCCAGCUUGACACCAGACAAAGGGCAAGUAUAGGAGAUGGAGGAAAAAAAGCCAAGAAAGAAACUGUUUGCUGGCAUGAAACUGAAGAAGAAGAAGAAAGGCGAGAAAGGGUUGACUAUUGCAAACAAAGAUGCACUGUGUGAUCAUGAUGAAAGUGCAAAUCUCCACCAUGACACUCUUGGAAGACAAGAAGAGGGAGAGGGAGACCUAAUGAACAAUGAUGCACUGUCCAAUGUUUUUGGAUCCUUAAGCCCAAAGAGGAAAAGGGCAAAGCUGGUGACUAGAAUUCAUGAAGAGGAGAUGAAAUCUCAGAACUACCAGAUUGCCAUCACCAUCAUCGAGGCCAGGCAGCUGGUUGGUGAGAACAUUGACCCCGUGGUGAUCAUUGAGAUAGGAGAUGAGAAGAAGCAAACAACAGUCAAGGAAGGCACAAAUGCCCCUUUCUACAAUGAGUACUUUGUGUUUGAUUUCAUCGGACCGCAGGUGUUCCUGUUUGACAAAAUAAUCAACAUCUCUGUUAUGCACAAUAAACUGAUUGGCAGUGUGCUGAUAGGUUCCUUUAAAGUAGAUCUGGGGACAGUGUAUGGUCAGCCAGGUCAUCAGUUUUGUGACAAGUGGGCACUUCUCACAGACCCUGCUGACAUUAGGACAGGAGCCAAGGGAUACCUGAAGUGUGAUAUCAGUGUGACUGGGAAAGGUGAUGCAAUACAAGCUACACAGAAAACAGCUGAUACUGAGGAGCAGAUUGAAAAGAACCUUUUGAUCCCCAAAGGCUUUCCAUCUGAAAGACCAUGGGCCAGGUUCUACGUAAGAAUUUAUAAAGCCGAAGGACUUCCAAAGAUGAACUCUAGCAUCAUGGCCAAUGUCACCAAAGCAUUCAUAGGUGACAGUAAGGACCUUGUGGAUCCCUAUGUGGUGGUUAUGUUUGCAGGUCAAAUGGGUCGGACAACAGUGCAGAAGAGCUGUGCAGAUCCAGUAUGGCAUGAACAGAUUAUCUUCAAGGAAAUGUUUCCUCCACUGUGCCGAAGAGUCAAAAUCCAAGUCUGGGAUGAAGGCAGCAUGAAUGAUGUGGCCUUAGCCACCCACUUCAUUGACUUGAAGAAAAUAUCAAAUGAACAAGAUGGUGACAAAGGGUUUUUGCCUACCUUUGGGCCUGCUUGGAUCAAUCUUUAUGGCUCACCCAGGAAUCACAGCCUCAUGGAUGACCACCAGGAGCUUAAUGAAGGUUUUGGAGAAGGAGUCUCCUUCAGGGGACGUCUCUUCAUUGAGAUUGCUGUGGAGAUACUUUCAGGAGGAGCUCGCGAGUCAAAGUUUUCAAGUUUUAUCAAGGAUAUAAAAUUGCCAUCUAAAGAUAAAGAUUUCAAAGCACUCAAAGGAAAAGACAAAACUGAGAAAGCAGGAGAGGAUCGAAAAUCAGUUUCUCCUUCAGAUAAGAUGAACUCAACUGAAGUGGAAGUUGAGCCAUUCGAUGUGCCUUCAGAGAUCUAUGAAGAGAAAUUUGAGGAUUUCCUCCUCUUUGGGACAUUUUUUGAAGCCACAAUGAUUGAUAGGAGGAUUGGGGACAAGCCAAUAACCUUUGAGGUUUCCGUUGGUAACUUUGGAAAUAUUACUGAUGGGGUGUCAGCGGGAGCUGGAAGGAAAAAGAAGACACAUGUUGGAGAAGCAGAAGAAAGCUUGCUGCAUGAGGAGGAGGAUGAAAUUUCUCAUGAUCUUGGAAUACCCCUGAUAUCCACCACACCGCCCAAGAAGCCACUGAUCACACGUGGGAACAGGAACUACCAGUACCUGCCGUAUGAUGAGAGGAAGCCCUGUAUCUGUGUCAAGAGCUACUGGGGUGACCAGACCUUUCGUCUGUACUCUUCCAACACUCUUGAAAAAAUGGCUGAUCACCUGGAAGAAUCAUUAGAGCAUGUCAAGGACCUGAUCAAAGUUUCAGAGAUUGCAUCAGAGGAGAAAAUGAGGGUGACCCUAAAUGAUUUUAUCAAUCAAAGCAGGGCUUUCAUUACCACUGCUGAAAAGAAACCCAAAGGGUUGAACUACACUGCUUUGGACAAAAAGAGACUCAUGCUGUUCAAGCAAGAGCUGGAAGCAAUGUCCAGUGAUGCCAAGGGAAUUGUUCAGCAGCAGAAAAAGAAGAUGCCACUGGAUGAAAUGAUGCAAGAGACUCAGAGCUUUAUAGAUAAAAUCAGGUUCUUGGUUGAUGAGCCUCAGAACACAGUGCCUGAUGUGUUCAUCUGGAUGCUCAGCAGCAACAAGAGAGUUGCAUAUGCAAGAAUCCCAGCAAAAAACAUACUGUAUUCCCCAGUGAAAGAGCAAAGAGGCAAAGACUGUGGGAAAAUUAAAACACAUUUUCUGAAAUUACCAGGCAAGCGCCCGCUGGGUUGGAAUGUGCAGGCAAAGGUGGACAUUUACUUAUGGCUUGGACCUGCCAACUAUGCCCACAGCAUCAUGGAGAAUUUGCCUGUAGGAUAUGAGACUGAAUUACCAUCUAACACCAACUCAGGGCCCUCACCUGCCUGCCUGCUGUAUAAAACCCCACACCUCUUCCAGCUAAGAGCCCACAUGUAUCAGGCGAGAGGGCUCAUUGCAGCUGACAGCACUGGACUUUCUGAUCCUUUUGCAAAAGUUACUUUCACAUCACACUGCCAAACCACAAAGAUCAUUUCUCAAACAUUAUCCCCUACCUGGAAUCAGAUGCUGCUUUUCAACAGCAUUGUGCUGCAUGGUGACAGAGAGGAAAUUGCUGAGUUCCCGCCGGAGAUCGUCAUUGAGCUGUAUGAUGAUGAUGCAGUGGGUAAAGCAGAAUAUAUUGGGUCUACAGUGGCUGCCCCUGUGGUGAGACUAGCUGAUCAAAACUAUGAACCACCUAAACUUGCUUACCACCCUGUGUAUUGUGGAAAUCUUUCUGGAGGAGACCUUCUUGCUACAUUUGAACUUCUGGAGAUUCCUGAGUCAGAUCCAGAGAGACUUCCCCCACUGGAUCCACCAGAUUUUGGCCAGAUUUACCCAGUCCCAGCCAAUAUCCGACCUGUUUUAAGCAAGUACAGAGUGGAGGUCCUGUUCUGGGGUGUUCGAGAGCUGAAGAAAGUCCAGCUCCUCUCUGUAGAUCGCCCUCAAGUUCUCAUUGAAUGUGCGGGAAAAGGAGUGAAGUCCUCUGUCAUCCAGAGCUACAAGAAAAACCCCAAUUUCAGUGGCCUUGCAGACUGGUUUGAAGUGGAGCUGCCUGAAAAUGAACUUCUGCACCCACCACUAAGCAUCUGUGUUGUCGACUGGAGAGCAUUUGGAAGGAGCACUCUUGUUGGAACACACACCAUCAACUGCCUUAAGCAAUUCUUAUGUAAGACCCAGUCGGGUCCUCAAGCUGCACCAAACAGACUAGACAUUGUAGAAACUGAGAAAGCUUCAACUGAGUCAUCCCAGCAUACUGAGUUAUCCCAAGAAGAAACAUUUUUAGCUGAUCACAUUUAUGCUGAUGUGGAGCAGGGUAAAUGUACAGUAGUAGAACCAGACCCAUAUCUCACAACGCUUCCUGACCCUGAACCAGAGCACUUUGCCUCUGAUCCAGGGAAAGAGAGAAAACAGAAGGAUAUGAAAAAAUCCAUCCGACGGUCAACAAAGAGGAAAAAAAGAACAAUUGCAGAUGAAUCAGCUGAAAAUGUUAUUGACUGGUGGUCAAAAUACUAUGCUUCUGUACUCAAAAUGCAAAAGGUAAAAGGAAUUCUUUCCAGUGAGGGAAAAUCUGAAGACAAUCAGAAUUCUGACCACAUUGCAUUGAUCAUAGAAGAGGAGCCAGAUAAAAAGAAGAAGGAUAAGACAUUAAAAAAGAAACAGAAAGAAAUUCCAAACCUAGCAACACUGCAGAUUUAUGAAGGAGACUUGGAGAGUGAAUUUAAUAACUUUGAGGACUGGGUGAAAACUUUCCAGCUCCUAAGAGGAAAAUCUAAUGACGAAGUUCAUGCUGACUCUGAAGACAGAAUAAUAGGAAAAUUUAAGGGAGAUAAAAGACAGUGUAUUACCAGGGCUCCUUCUGCAUAUACCCAAGUCCUGAGGAUGGCAGCUUGCUGGAUGGAGGGCAGCUCCGCAUCCUGCAAGGGAUACCACCAAACCACUCCGUCAAAGUCCUCAUCAGGGUUUAUAUUGUGGCAGAUCUGCACCAAUAUUUUUGGGAAAGCUUUCCUGAAUCCUACAUGCACUUGUGCAGCCAGCUUCUUCCUCAGCACCACCUUUCCAGCUCACCUUUUUUCCAUCUUAAUGGCGUUUAACCUCAGCCCAGCUGAUCCAGAUGGGAAGUCAGAUCCCUACAUUGUGCUGAGACUGGGGAACACAGAAAUUAAAGACAGGGAAAACUACAUCCCCAAGCAGCUAAACCCAGUAUUUGGAAGAUCAUUUGAAAUCCAAGCUACAUUCCCCAAGGAUUCCUUGCUCACUGUCUUGAUCUAUGACCACGACUUUGUGGGAACAGAUGAUCUUAUUGGACAGACUAAAAUUGAUUUGGAAAAUCGUUUCUACAGCAGGCAUCGAGCUACCUGUGGGUUACAAAGUCAAUAUGAAAUAGAAGGGUAUAAUGCGUGGCGAGACACGACCAAGCCAAGCGAGAUCCUCACUAAGCUGUGUAAGGACUACAGAAUAAGUGGACCUUUCAUGCGGCCAGGGGAGAUACAAGUAGGAACAAAAGUCUUUAAGGGACAGACAGUCUUCACAGAAGAUGAGAAUGAGGAGACAGUUGAAUCGUAUGAACAUCUCUCCCUAAAGGUUUUACGUGCUUGGGAAGAUAUCCCUGGAGCUGGAUACAAACUAGUCCCAGAGCACAUUGAGACUCGACCUCUCUACCAUAAGGAUAAGCCAGGCAUGGAACAGGGUCGUGUACAGAUGUGGGUUGACAUGUUUCCUGAAGAUAUGCCUCUGCCAGGACCCCCAGUGGAUAUUUCACCAAGAAAACCCAAAGGCUAUGAACUGAGGGUAAUAAUCUGGAAUACAGAGGAUGUAAUUCUAGAAGAUGAAAAUAUCUUUACAGGGCAAAAAUCAAGUGACAUCUAUGUAAAAGGGUGGAUAAAGGGCCUGGAAGAGGACAAACAGGAGACAGAUGUACAUUACAACUCCUUGACAGGAGAGGGCAACUUCAACUGGCGCUUUGUGUUCCCAUUCUACUAUCUCCCAGCAGAGAAACAAAUGGUGGUCAGUAAAAGAGAAAACAUAUUUUCCUUGGAAAAGACAGAGCGCAAAAUACCUGCUGAGCUGGUGCUUCAGGUGUGGGACUUUGAAAGACUCUCUUCAGAUGAUUUCUUAGGCACUCUUGAACUGAACCUGAAUGGUUUCCCUCGAGCAGCAAAGACAGCCAAGAGCUGUGACCUAGGCAUGGUUGUGGAAGCAGGUGAAGAAAACAAGAUCUCCAUAUUUCAGCAGAAGCGUGUCAGAGGCUGGUGGCCUUUCAUCAAGGCUGGAGAGCUCACGGGCAAAGUGGAAGCUGAGUUUCACUUAGUCACAGCAGAAGAAGCUGAGAAGAAUCCAGUAGGCAAAGCUCGAAAGGAGCCUGACCCCUUGGAAAAACCCAACCGACCAGACACAUCCUUCUCUUGGUUCGUAAAUCCUUUCAAGUGUUUGUAUCACCUGAUCUGGAGAAACUACAAGAAGUACAUCAUCAUUGGCAUAAUUUUGCUUAUUCUCAUUGUCUUCCUGGUACUAUUCAUCUACACACUGCCAGGUGCGAUCAGUAAUAGGAUAGUUGUAGGAUGAGCAUAGAUUAUGGUUCUCAAUGUAACCAAUCAUAUACAAACACUCCAGUUAAAAUAAAAGUCAGGCAUACAGAAUUAAUCAACCUGAAACACAUCUCAUUCUUUGUAAAAUGAAAACUAUUCACAUCAGAAACUGGAGGUCUCUCAGAAUAUUUUAAGGUCUUCUUUGGCUGCUCUUUCAGACUCAACCUUAAUGUACAUUACCAUUAACAGAAUGCUGCAGCUUUAUUGACAAUAGCAGUUUGAUUCUGCACAUAAAACUAAGUUUGAAAGUAAAUUCCUUAAUGCUAUGCAGAAGCUGAUUUGUCAGUCAAGUAUUUAUUAUUACAGACAUGAUUAAAUACUAACAGCAAAAUCUGCACAAAGAUGAAUGUAUAGUUCGGUCUUUGCAUAGUCUUGUAACUGAUUAUUGGGACUGUUAUCCAAUGACAUUAUAAUGGCUUGAUUAUUUUGAGAGAAAAGCUUUAUUAAAAAAAAA
Cuculus canorus (common cuckoo) is the source of this 6245-nucleotide messenger RNA. It is a transcript of the gene FER1L6, whose product is annotated as fer-1 like family member 6. Gene Ontology annotation, biological process: plasma membrane organization. Lineage: Eukaryota; Metazoa; Chordata; Aves; Cuculiformes; Cuculidae. The record is from RefSeq and is a predicted model, not a curated record. The transcript has 42 exons. The coding region runs from base 72 to 5768 and encodes 1898 amino acids. Gene Ontology annotation, cellular component: membrane.